Messenger RNA from Sarcophilus harrisii (Tasmanian devil), 664 nucleotides. Its product is annotated as C-C motif chemokine 3-like. Gene Ontology annotation, cellular component: extracellular region. The record is from RefSeq and is a predicted model, not a curated record. Gene Ontology annotation, molecular function: CCR chemokine receptor binding; chemokine activity. Bases 6 to 401 code for a protein of 131 amino acids. The transcript is spliced from 3 exons. NCBI's taxonomy places the organism in Eukaryota, Metazoa, Chordata, Mammalia, Dasyuromorphia, Dasyuridae. Gene Ontology annotation, biological process: lymphocyte chemotaxis; neutrophil chemotaxis; cellular response to tumor necrosis factor.
UUUUCAUGAACUCCCAGUCCUGUAUAAAAAGAGGAUCCAGACACGAUCCAGGCACAGAUUUACAGUGUUUCUCAGCCUGUGCUCUGCUCCUCCAGCUGCUCUCUCUCAGGAUCAUGAAGGUCUCUGUGGCUGCCCUCUCCAUCCUCAUGGUCAUGGCUUUCAGCUCUCUAACAUCCUCUGCACCAUGGAGCAUCAUAACUUCUCCCUUCUGCUGCUACAAAUAUAACAAGCGGAUCCCAAGACAUCUUGUGCAAAGUUAUGUUGAGACCGGCAGCCAGUGUUCCAAACCAGCUGUGGUGUUCAUAACUAACAAUGGAAAGGUGUGUGCCAACCCCAGAGAUGCCUGGGUUCGGGACUAUAUUAAUUAUGUGAAAUCAAGGUCUAACCCUACAGGAAAAUAGACUGAGCCAAAGGAUUCGACACUCAGAAGCAAUCUCCCCAGACCCCAGCCUUCCUCGAAGCUUUAUAUAAGUGAAAUUUAAUUUAUGUAAAUUAUUUGGUGGCAAUUUGGGGUAUUUAUUAGUACUAUUUGCACUUUUGGAGGAUACUGGUCUUCCCCAUGGAGAGCUCUGUUAGCAGCCAAACCUUGGUUCCUUUGAAUCCUGGGGCCAUUUGUUGGAUUCCAUAACCAUCUUUUGGACAAAGAUUUCAUAAUAAAACUUUU